CGCGUGCGUUGUUGCCGUGGGGCAUUGUGGGAGUUGUAGGCGGUGCGGCACGGGCCUGGCCAGAGCAGGCGCUGUAAAUCCUGGAUCCUCCAUUCCCAUGGCUGGGCGCCGAGGAGCUGCCUGCUGAUUCCAGGGCGUGCUGAUGCUGUUCUGCCAGGAGAGAGAUGGGGAAAAGGUACUUCUGUGACUACUGUGACAGGUCCUUCCAGGACAACCUGCACAACAGGAAGAAACACCUCAAUGGAGUGCAGCAUCUCCGGGCUAAGAGACUCUGGUACGACUUAUUCCGAGAUGCUGCUGCUAUCCUGCAGGAAGAGCAAACCAAGAAACCUUGUCGGAAGUUUCUGCAAACAGGACAGUGUGAUUUUGGGUCCAACUGCAGAUUUUCUCACAUGACAGAGCAGGACCUGGAGAAGCUGAGUGCCCAGGUUCAAGGGGAGAAGAGGCUGAAGGAGCUGCAGAGGGAGGGAGCAAAUAUCCCACCUGGCACUAUUGAGGACUGGCUGGACAAGAGAGCCCAGAGGAUGAGUGCAGCUCAGAGUAACAGUGCUCUUCCUGAGAAACCAGCACCAUUUCAGUACCCUCCAGGCUGGCCACCAGUGCAGGAGCUGCCCCCAUCCCUGCAGGCCCCCCCACCUGGGGGGUGGCUGGUGCCCCCCAACCUGCAGUGGGGCUGAGGCACUGCACCCCCAGAGCCCGGCUAGGACUGGCUGUCUCUGCUCCAGGAAAGGGAUGGCAUUAUUUAUACACACUUUUAUUUCAAUAAACUCUCCUCCUGCCUGUUGCAGCCUCUGUGUGUCA
Ficedula albicollis (Collared flycatcher) is the source of this 801-nucleotide messenger RNA. RefSeq names its product zinc finger matrin-type 5 (gene ZMAT5). The record is from RefSeq and is a predicted model, not a curated record. Gene Ontology annotation, molecular function: zinc ion binding. Gene Ontology annotation, cellular component: U12-type spliceosomal complex. The coding region runs from base 165 to 677 and encodes 170 amino acids. NCBI's taxonomy places the organism in Eukaryota, Metazoa, Chordata, Aves, Passeriformes, Muscicapidae. The transcript is spliced from 6 exons.